CGAGAGAGAAAAAUCCGAAAUAUAUUCAAUAAACAAUGGCCAUUGCAUAUUUCAUACCCGACCAGGCCCAACUGCUGGCCAGAAGCAAUCAGCAAAGUGCUCAACAGGCCGCCGCCUCAACAGGAGCCGUGCCCCAGCAGCCAGGACAACAGGCAGGACAACAGCAGGCAGGACAACAGGCAGAGCAGCCGCAGACGAGUCAGCAGCGACAGCAACGUCCCCAGUUCCGUGCCAACAUAUCCGUGCCUCUGGGCCGGCAGCAGGGAGCCAUGAGCAUGUCCGAGUUCGGCUGCUGGGACCUUCUGGCCCAGAUCUUCUGCUAUGCCCUCAGAAUCUACAGCUACAACUCCAGCCAGCGCCGGCCCACGGUCAUUCAGAUCUCCUUCGAGAUCAGGAGUGGCGGCCAGGAGGAGCAGCAGCAGGAGGAGCACCAGGCGGAUGCGACUGAUGCCACAGGCAAGGGCAACUGAACGCCUGGCAACGGGAACGAGAACGGGACGGUGGAACACUAAAGCGAGAUUCUCUUUAGUUUCGGUGGCGGCAGGCUCAAUCA
Molecule: messenger RNA, 553 nt
Organism: Drosophila persimilis
Lineage: Eukaryota; Metazoa; Arthropoda; Insecta; Diptera; Drosophilidae
Gene: grim
Product: cell death protein Grim
Exons: 1
Coding region: 36-470 (144 amino acids)
Source: RefSeq, a predicted model, not a curated record